UUUGCUUAUCUUCGGAGGUGUUAUAGACUGGUAUUGGUUCGCUUUGACUAGACGAAGUCGUCUGCUUUGACGUGGAAUCUCGUUUUGACAUUGGGCAGAAUUUUAGAGGAAUAUCUAGACAGCAGGGUUUUCCUUUUUUCUUUUUAAAGCCAUUUAUGGCAGACAGAAUUUACGCAGUCACGUGUCGACUCCUCCGGUUUGUUUGAGUUUCUCUGCGAGGUCACUUGAAACGCAAAUAUCCUAUCAACAGCAUGACAGCAUUGGCAUUACUAAAUGCCCUGGCCACCAAUGAACAGUUAGAGCAGUCACCAUCACAACGAGAUGGCAUCAAAAAAGAAAAAGAGCAAAUCCUACUCAGCUUUGGCUGCGAAUUAAUACAAAGCGCCGGGAUUGCUUUGAAACUGCGACAGGUAGUCACGUCUACGGCGCAGGUACUAUUCCAACGAUUUUUUCGAGUCGCUAGCCUUAAAAAUUUUGGCAUCCAGGAAAUAGGCAUGGCGGCAUUAUUUCUUGCAUCGAAGACGGAAGAAUCACUUGUCAGAAUAUCAAGUCUUACUUUGGUCUACCAUUAUCUAAUUCAAAGAGCUCGGCGACGGGAGAUGGUGCCGUUGGAUGGAUUUUCGCAACAAUCCUAUGAUCUGAAGAACGACUUGGUGGUGGCCGAGAUGCAGAUUCUCAAGCAUUUGGCAUUUGAUGUUAGUGUCCAACUGCCAUACGGUUUGAUGGUCAACUAUCUGCGAAUUUUGGGCCUAGAGGAUCAUCCCGACGUCCCCAAUAAGGCAUGGGGAUAUUUGAAUGACGGUUUGCGAACCGUCAUCUAUGUUGCAUACCAUCCCCCUACUAUAGCAUGCGCAUCUAUUUGGUUAGCCUGCAGGGAACUUCAAAUUAAACUUCCUACCCAACCUGGAGCGCAAUGGUGGGAGCUAUUUGAAGCCGAUAUAACGGACAUUCAGGACAUUGCUGGGCAUAUCCAAAGUCAAUACUACCUAAAGUAUGAUCGAAGUGUUGUGCCACUCACGACAGAUGAGUUAGCUCUCCAUCAAUAGACGUUAGCGUCCUUCUUAGGAACCCAUACCACAAUUGCAUU
Molecule: messenger RNA, 1087 nt
Organism: Umbelopsis ramanniana AG
Lineage: Eukaryota; Fungi; Mucoromycota; Umbelopsidomycetes; Umbelopsidales; Umbelopsidaceae
Exons: 4
Coding region: 252-1046 (264 amino acids)
Biological process (GO): regulation of transcription by RNA polymerase II
Cellular component (GO): nucleus
Molecular function (GO): cyclin-dependent protein serine/threonine kinase regulator activity
Source: RefSeq, a predicted model, not a curated record